AAAUAAAAGGUUACUAGAACAAAAUGGAAUAUAGACCACUACGUGCAGACAAAAGAAGAAAUAUCAUACACAACGAGAAUGCGACGAGGUGAUGGAUGACCCAUACACGUGACAUACAGCAAGCCAGAUGACAGGCACAUGACAAGUUGGAAAAGGAACUUUUAAUUAGGUGCGUCUGCAUGCAUAACGAGCAAUAGUUAAAUCGAUCGAUUAUCGGGCGAUAAAUCGAUAGUUGCAAGUAGGAGAAAUCUGGCAGUGGCCCGAUUACUAGAUUUCCGUUGUCGUUACCCAAUAGUUGUACUCGAGUAAAAAUCUAGUAAUCUAGAUGAAUCGGACUACACUAGACUUUUUUUCUUCGCUUUGUUUUGGGUAGCUUUUGUUGUUAAUAUUAAUCAUACCCAACGGCAACAAGUACUCAUGAAAUUAUUCAACUAAAUGUUGCGUUAAAACAAAACGGUAUUGAACAAUUACAAAAAUAUGUUGAUAAUGAACUUAUUAAUCCAGAAUCAAUUAAUUACGAUAAAAUUAAAUUAGCAGCAAGUAGUCUAACCGUAGUAGUUUCAUCGGGUGAUGGUGGUACAAGUAAUGUUGCUUUUACUAACAAUGAUAUUAGCGGUGCUGAUCCGACAUGCGCACUGUUUUUACCUAUUUAUUUAAGUUAUUCACAUUAUGCUGUUAGUGUAGGUGCGCCGCUUCAAACUAGAAAUUUGAGCGCAUUCAAUGAUAUUCUUUAUGGUACAAGUAAAGACGGAGUUCGUAAAGUACACUCAGAACCCUUUGCUGAAAGAUGUCCAACACGAUUUCAUGUAGCAGUUGGAUGGAAUGCAGUUUCGGGAUAA
Molecule: messenger RNA, 839 nt
Organism: Didymodactylos carnosus
Lineage: Eukaryota; Metazoa; Rotifera; Eurotatoria; Philodinida; Philodinidae
Source: the annotation of a GenBank genome assembly